This is a messenger RNA of Funneliformis caledonium, 689 nucleotides long. The record is from the annotation of a GenBank genome assembly. NCBI's taxonomy places the organism in Eukaryota, Fungi, Glomeromycota, Glomeromycetes, Glomerales, Glomeraceae.
AAAGUAUUAAACUUGAUAAUGGAAUUGCUGUAAGAAUAGGAAUUGAUGCGGCAUUAGCUGCUGUAAAAAUGUUUGAUAAUAUUACUUCAUAUUCUUCACCAACUACACCUAUAUUAAAAUCAAUAGUAUUAGAUCCUAAGAAUCAGAAAUUUGUAUAUAAAAUUGGGAGACAAUUUUUGAUGUUACCAGCUGGUAACCCAUUUUAUAAAUAUAUUAUUAGAAAUGCUAUUCAUAUAUUAGAUGUUUGGAUUCUAAGUGGGGAAGAAGAAAGACCAGCGUACUUAUGUAAGUCCCUUCAAAAUUUAUCCUUACUAAUUAGUCAAAAUGAUGCAUCAAUAACACAAGCUUUAAUACCAUUAUCAGCUUCAUCAUUUACAAGUAUAUAUUUAGAUGCAAAUGUAUAUUUUAGAAGAUAUAUCGAAUUAUUAAAUUUGGUAUUUAAGGAUCAUUUAUUCUUAACGAUUACUAGAGGAAUAAUAAAUAUUGAAGUAAAAGUACAAAUUUUUAUUUAUCAAGAUGUUUUAACUUUGUAUCAUUUGAUUAUGACUAAAGGCUUAAUUGAAUUAGAGUUAGAAACUUGGUAUUUAUAUAAUCAUGAGAAUAAUACUUAUAUCACUUUUGAACAUUCAGAAAAGGAUUAUGAAUCAAACUGUUAUGUAUGUUCUGAUUUCUUUUGUAGCUUUAACUGA